AUGCCUUCGUACUCUCUGAACCAGUUCUCCGACCUCGAGGAAAUCAUGUGUAAGCAGUUGCUGGGCCUUGACCUGAGGGAGCAGAAUAAGCCUCUCUCAAUGGCCAUGAAAACCCCAGGCUACAUUGGUCAGAGGAGCAACUCAUCAUUUUCCCUUUCCUCUCUGUGUCCCUCCGAGUCAUCAGAUAACAUGCUUCAGUGUUCCAGUCAAUGGAUACAGUCCCCAGUAAGUCCCCUGUCUCCUCAACUUCCCAACUCCACACAAUGGGGAAAGGCGGGUUUCCUGGCCCAGCGAUCUAUAAGUAUGGUUGAGACCAACAGCCUGGCUGCUGCAAGUCUCUGCUGGCCAGGGAGUGACCUGAAACACUCCCAGUGUGACCUCAGCUCCUCUGCCUCUUCGGUCUCCUCAUCCCUCUCCUCACGCUAUAAGACUGAACUGUGUCGCUCCUUCACUGAGAAUGGCCUCUGCAAAUAUGGAAGCAAGUGCCAGUUUGCACAUGGAAUGGACGAGCUGCGUGACCUUAACAGACACCCCAAGUACAAGACUGAGCCAUGUCGCACUUUCCACACUAUUGGCUUCUGUCCUUACGGUAUCCGCUGCCACUUUGUUCACAAUAAUGAAGAGGAGAUUAAGCAGUCCACCUCUCACUCCUCGUGCUCUGGUGUUCCAUCCCAAACCACUUGUACACGCUCCAACAGGCCACCUCUAAUCAGACACAGCUUCAGUUUUGCUGGUUUCCCCUCAGCUCUGCAGCAGAGUCAGCAGCCGCCUGCUCUUGCAGCUAAUCCUGCCUCAGCCUUUACACGCAGCCCCUCUGCAUCACCACCAUCCUGUGCUGAUAUCACAGACCUGCUGUCCCAGGCCUUCCUGGAUUUGGACUCUGCCUUUGAGGCCUCUACAGUUCCUCAGCAGUUCCAACCACCACAGAGUCAUGAAUCUUCAGGUGACCCACACUAUCCAUUCCUUCCCUCUCCAGAUUCGGGAUGUUCAUCCCCCACACUGAGGCAGAGCCCAGGGGUCCCGGGAGCCUUUGGACCCCUGGGCACUAGAUCUUUGUCCAUUACGUCCUUGUCAGACCAGGACCAGGAUGGAGGGAGCUCCAGCAGCUCUCUCAGUGGUUCGGACCCCUGCUGUGGCCUUAAUGAAGCAAGUGGAAGGCGCUUAGCCGUGUUUAGCCAGCUCUCUGUCCCUGACGAUCCAGCAUCCUUCUUCAUUUAA
Knipowitschia caucasica is the source of this 1218-nucleotide messenger RNA. Lineage: Eukaryota; Metazoa; Chordata; Actinopteri; Gobiiformes; Gobiidae. The record is from the annotation of a GenBank genome assembly.